Molecule: messenger RNA, 2439 nt
Organism: Thermothelomyces thermophilus ATCC 42464
Lineage: Eukaryota; Fungi; Ascomycota; Sordariomycetes; Sordariales; Chaetomiaceae
Exons: 2
Coding region: 41-2209 (722 amino acids)
Source: RefSeq, a predicted model, not a curated record
AUUUUGAUACCUUUCGCGUCCUGUGUCGCGCAAUGCCAAAAUGCCAUCCUUCGAGCCGAUGGCUUCGAACUUGACCGUCAAUGAUAUCUUUUCCUUCAACGAUGAAGAGCUCGUGCAGUACAUGAAGCAGAAUCGCCGUGCUGACGGCGGCUUCGACCUUGAGUGCGAAGGCUGGGAGAACCUGGCGAAAGAACAGCGCGACCAGCUAGCUCAGCGAUUAACGGCUGCGGCGCUAAAGGCGAAUGACGAGGUGCAGUCUCGGCCAGUCGACUUGGACGCGGUCACCGCACGACUACGCGAGAUAUCUGACAACCAAGAAGCGCUGCCAAUAGCUACAUCUCGAUCACCGUCUUACGAGAGAUCCCCUACGGUCAUAUGUGACAAGUUCGAGGAGACAAAGCAAGAUGAGACAAGAGCUUACCAUGAGCUGGUCAAGGACGGCGGCCGGCCGGUGUAUCCCAUCAGUCGUCUGGAGGAGGUUCUGAAUAACCCUGAAGGACACCGCGAGAUCCUGCUGCCAUGGCAGCCUAAUCCAGAUCUCGAAAUACCCUACGCGGAAGUGUUCGUGGUGCAGUUGGCGACUUGGAAGAGAUUUCGCUAUUGGCAGAAAAAAAAUCGGGACAUAUAUAACGUGGAAGAAGAGUUUGCUGCGUACUCCAAGGAGGCAUGGCGCAGAGAGACAGAGGAGAUUGCAAGCUUGAGCAGAUCCAGACGGAAAUUCCUAGAAAAGUCGGAGAGAGAGUAUCUCGAGAAGCUUCGGGAUAAGUUCUUGCGGAUGCAAGAGGAAAAGGGAGUCGACGAUGGGGAUGCAGGGUUCUCCGCGUUUCUCGAGGAGGAGAAACGGCGAAACAUAGAGGCCGGAGUCCAAUGGCCGGGAAUGACAGAGCACGAGUAUCGGCAGUCGCUCAGGGUCUAUUUUAACAGGGCGGAAUACCGGCGCAACUUAGAGCAUUUCUACUGGUUGCGGGAAGACCACGGCCGGGGCGGAUUUCCCGAAUACGUCGCUGAGGCCAGGCGCCGCCUCGGAAAACACGGCUUCACGCGAGACUUCCAGCUCGACAAAGAUCCAACACGCCAAGAUAAGUUGACAACGUGGAUCGAAUACCUGAAUUACGAGUACGCGUGGUACGAUCGGUACGAGCGUUCCAUCAACCGCCUGCGGCCAGAGUACGAGGAGGCCUGGAAGAAGCUGGUGGAAUCAGGGGUGUUGCGGCCCGGGGAGACGGACGAGAAUGUGCGUACGAUCGAAUCCGCCGCUCGGCUCCAAGCAGAAGAAGAUCAAGCCAGAAAAGCUGUAACAUCUGCCGAAAGAGUAGCCAAAGCGGCUUUGGCAGAGACCGAAAAAGCCAAGGUUGGCCGCUCGAGGCUUACUACGGAGGAGCGGAAACGGAGAUUAGUAGUAGCCCACUCCAGACUCGUCGCGGCGAAGGAGGCGCGCAAGGCGCUCGUGAAACGGGGCGAUCUCAUCACGGAUUUCGUCCGAGGAACGUGGGACUACGCAGAAGAGGAGAGGAACAUAUAUCGCCAGCGUGUUCGGCUGCAGUGGGCCCUCGAACAAUUGCCCCUGAUUGAGGCUGAGUUGGACGAAUCGAACGGCUUGCGCGCUGGACGUGGCGCGAAGAGGAGCAAACCCCACCAGAGCGAUGAUGACACGGAUGUCGGGGGGCCUACGGAGCGGAAGAAAGAUGAACCCAGUGUGCCGGCAGAUGAUACCGGAGCUUCUGCGAGAGCAAGAACACCAAAGCGCGGCGGGCAUGAUGACACGAACCAUCCACGGCCCUUGAAGCGGCCCCGAAACGAUAGCAACAAACCCACUUCUUAUGCCACAUCGGGGAUGAGCGAUAUAUCCAAAAAUUGUCUGUCACGAUCCAUGGAGACAUCUCAAUCUCAGGCAACAGGGCAACGAUCGGUGGCCGAAAAGAGCAUCAAUGCCGAUACGAGGGACAUCGCUGGCCAGACGCUGUCGCGGCCGCCCGGGAACGGGCAUGGGGAUACCAUCAAGCUUCGUCGAAGCGCUCGGAUUGCCGCUCGCCAAGGCCCCUCUGGAACUGCUGUUACACAUCCGCACGCCACUGACGUUGCAUGCCGACGAUCUGGUCGGAAGCUCUCAAAAGAACGGGUGCCUCUCUCACCCAGCACUAGGUUGCGAGGGCGCCAGCCAAAGUCUACCGCGACGAACGUGGCGAGGAAGAGAGGUAACAAGGGGUAGCAGUUGGCUUGGCCCAUCUAAGCAAAAAGGAGUCUCGAAGAUGGGAUGAACGUCAAGGACAAGGUAGGAAAUAAUAGAGCAUGUAAUUAGAGGUCUAAUUAGCUGUUAGGUUUCGUUAACGAUCUGGAUACCCGCUGCGUAUACUCGAUAGACAUGGGUUCUUGGAUAAUUGUUUUGUUGUAGUCUAGCUAUUCUGAUAUUCUCGGAGCCUGCGAUAGACUUGGCUUCUU